Molecule: messenger RNA, 2960 nt
Organism: Coregonus clupeaformis (lake whitefish)
Lineage: Eukaryota; Metazoa; Chordata; Actinopteri; Salmoniformes; Salmonidae
Product: solute carrier family 2, facilitated glucose transporter member 4-like
Exons: 11
Coding region: 341-1849 (502 amino acids)
Biological process (GO): monosaccharide transmembrane transport
Cellular component (GO): membrane
Molecular function (GO): hexose transmembrane transporter activity
Source: RefSeq, a predicted model, not a curated record
GGGGACGGCUGAAACUCCUUCGCGUCACACCCUCCCUCUCUCAUUUAGAAAAUACCAGGAGAUGUGCGCCAAUGCAUUCUAUCCAAGGUGAUCCCCGACGCACCACAAACUUCAACGCGAGGACACGCCGAGUUAAAACUUUAGAACUAUUGCAAUUUCGUCGCAUUUCGCUUGUGUUCCCGUUCUUGUCUUGGAUUUGACUUUACCGGUCAACAUUUAAUACAAGUGCCAGGCUUAUUGUCCAUAUUCCAAGUGAGGUUUUUCACGUGGUGUCCACUUGGGAGUGCGGGAGCGGGACAACUGUCACGGACUGUAAUUGGUGUCUCGCGCGGUCAAAGGCAUGCCGCCUGGGUUUCAGCAACUUGGAGGGGAGACAGUGACUGGAACCCUUGCUCUCUCAGUGUUCACUGCUGUAUUGGGCUCCUUUCAGUUUGGAUACAAUAUUGGCGUCAUCAAUGCACCUCAGAAGAUCAUUGAGGCGGACUACAAUGCUACAUGGGUGCACCGGUAUGGAGAGCCCAUUCCCACCGGUACACUCACUACACUGUGGUCCCUGUCGGUAGCCAUCUUCUCUAUAGGAGGCAUGAUCUCUUCCUUCUGUGUGGGCGUCAUCUCAGAGUGGCUGGGCAGGAGGAAAGCCAUGCUCAUAAACAACUUGUUUGCCUUCAUCGGAGGAGGUUUGAUGGGCAUGGCCAAGAUCAGCCAGUCCUUUGAGAUGAUGAUCCUGGGACGCUUCUUCAUAGGUGCAUUCUGUGGGUUGGCAUCGGGGCUAGUGCCCAUGUAUGUGGGUGAGAUAGCCCCUACCAGUCUGCGAGGGGCAUUGGGCACGCUCCACCAGUUGGCUAUUGUUACAGGGAUUCUCAUAGCACAGGUCCUGGGCCUGGAGUCUUUGCUGGGCAGCGAGGAGUUGUGGCCAGUGCUGGUGGGUGUGACCAUUCUGCCCACUGUCCUACAGAUGGUGCUGCUGCCCUUCUGCCCUGAGAGCCCCCGCUUUCUCUACAUCAUCCGCUGCCAGGAGCACCACGCCAAGAGCGGCUUGAGGAGGCUGACCGGGAGGCAGGAGGUGGGGGAUAUGCUGGCGGAGAUGAAGGAGGAGAAGAGGAGGAUGGACAUGGAGAGGAAGGUGUCCAUCGCAGAGCUCUUCCGCUCCCCCAUGUACCGGCAGCCCAUCAUCAUCGCCAUCCUACUGCAGCUCUCACAACAGCUCUCUGGGGUCAACGCUAUCUUCUACUACUCCACCAGUAUCUUCCAGAAGGCAGGGGUCCAGAGCCCCGUCUACGCCACUAUAGGAGCCGGCGUGGUCAACUGUGCCUUCACCGUGGUCUCGCUGUUCCUGGUGGAGAGGACGGGCCGCCGGACGCUACACAUGCUGGGGCUGUCCGGAAUGUGUGGCUGUGCCAUUGUCAUGACGAUAGCUCUGGCCUUAUUGGACAGCGUUCCCUGGAUGAGCUACAUCAGCAUGCUGGCCAUCUUUGGCUUCGUUGCCUUCUUCGAGGUGGGCCCUGGCCCCAUCCCCUGGUUCUUUGUGGCUGAGCUCUUCUCCCAGGGCCCCAGGCCCGCUGCGAUGGCUGUGGCCGGAUUCUCCAACUGGACAGCCAACUUCAUUAUCGGCUUUGGCUUCCAGUAUCUCGCUGAGCUUUGUGGGCCGUAUGUCUUCCUCAUCUUCGCCGCGCUCCUUCUCUUCUUCCUCAUCUUCACCUUCUUCCGGGUGCCGGAGACACGGGGCAAGACGUUUGACCAGAUCUCCGCCUCCUUCAGCCAGCACCCGCCCGCCAUGAUGGACCUGGACAUGGAGCUGAGCAAGCCGAGCACAGAGCUGGACUACCUGGGGGGGGGGAGCCUUGACUAAGGGGGUCCCAUGGGGGAACUGGGGAGGGCAGGCUGAGGAGGCCAGACAAACUCUUGGGUAGGCAGGGAUGCUCGGAGGAGAGCUACAAAUGGGUACUGGGGUUGUGUCUAGGCAUAUCGAGGAAGGAGAGUGGGGGUGUGGGUCAAGGGAUAGGGAGGUGGAAUGGAUUUGGAACCGGGCCCGUAGUUGGUGCAAUGGCUGCAGUUGGGAAAUGGAGCUUGAGGGAGAGAUGUUGGCAGGAACAGGGGUUGCUCGAGGAAAAGGUUGUGCAACAUUACAAAGCAUUGCACCAAUUGAACAUACCCCAGAAAGGGUGGAGGGUGAGUGAGGUGGGAGAUUUUUAUUACCAGAGCAUAUAGAGGGGAUGAUCAGGAACAAGAAUAAGGUUUCUGAACUUUGAGAGGCAUUAACCCCCCCACCCCGGGUGUACUUAUGCUGAUGGGGUGGCGAUUUGCUUCAGUGAGAAUGCGCACAGUUGUUCUAUGGAGAGAAAGAGACUUGGAGGUAUUCCUGCACUUUAUACAAAAAUGUCAGCGGUUUUCAGAGAUGGAUAGAAGCUGGUUACAAUAGGAAAACAGCCAGUGUAAAAACCCAUGUACAUUUUUACAGUGAGCAAAGCUAUGGUGUGUGGCAUUGAGUGAAGUACGGGUUAACCAGUCCACCGCUAGCAACCCACUUCCCCUUUGGAAGUGUCCCUAAAUUUAAUUUCACAAGAUGGUGGACAGCUUUAACAUGACUCAUUGCACAGCCUACAGUGAUGUUACUUUUAACGAGAGCAAAUCAUGUAUUUAGACUUAAUGUAUAUAGUGUGCUGGUUUGAUUGAAAAAAACUAAAUGUGACAAGGGUCUACAAAUACUCAAACUUUACCCACGCCAAUAGGAGUAGGUCUGUUUUUUUUUUUUAUAUGGGGUAGUGAGCAAUAUUAGUUGAUAUGGCAACAGGCCUUGGUUUGAUUGCUACUGCAUCAGGAAUCUGUCCCUGAACUACUACGCAUGUAUGCAGUUUGCUGUCCAUUCUGUACUGGUUGUCUUUGAAGAUUUGUAUUGAACAAUUGUACAAAGAGGAUCUGUAAUUUAUAUAGUGUGAAUACUGAUGAAGUAUUCUGCCGUG